AUGUAUCUUCGAUAUGUUUCUUUGAAUCUAAAAUCAAUUGUUUUUCCUCGUUUACAAAUCGUUAAUAAAUUUAUCUCUCGUACAUUAUCAAAUCAGUCUAAAACUAAAAUCGAUUUAUCUCAACUAAUAAAAUCCGCGAAUGAAAAUAAUAAUGAUGAAAUUGAUAUGAAUGAAACAAAAGCUGAACAAAAAGCGCCUGAAAAAAUUGAAUCAAAUCGAUUAUCAUUUGUUGAAAAAUUUCUUAAAAAUGUUUUCUCAUAUCAAAUCAAUUCAAUUGCAAUUCUUAUUGUUGCUGGUAUUGGUUAUGUCAUGUAUGAGCAAGUUAAAAAUGAUUAUGAAAUAAAAUCUACAUUCCGACAUGGUUCAUGUCCUAAUUUUAAAUUUAAAGAAGAACAAUUACUUGAAAGAAAAUCAUUAUUAAAUUCUCUUAUAACUAUUCUUACACCUGUUGCUGAUAAACUUGUUUCAUCAUAUUAUAUUGUACUUGGUGAACAUGGAGUUGGAAAAUCUACAUUAAUUCGACAAGCAGCACGAGAAGUUGGUCGAGGUGUUAUUUAUGUCUAUGUUCCAUCUAAUGUCGAGAAAUUUGGUACGGCUUUUGCUCGUGCGAUAAAUUUUGAUUUUAAAGAACAUAUUCGUCUAUCGACAUGGAUCGAAUCGACAAUGUUUGGUGCGCCACCUGAUGAUGGAAAAGAAGAAAGUUGGGAACGUGUAUUAAUAAUAUUUGAAAAAUAUGCAAUUGAUUUUAAAAAAAAAUAUGGUUGUGUACCUGUAUUAAUCUUUGAUAAUUGUGAUAUGCUUGCAGAAAAAAAUCCAGAAAUGCUUGAAAUAUUACAAGAUACAGCUAAAACUGCUAUUGAUGAUUCAUCAUGGAUUACUGUAUUUAUUAUGUCAGUUGGAGUUCCAUUUGAACAGAUGGAAGGUCGAAGUAGUAUCACACGAGCAUCAUCAUUUCUUGAAAUAUCUGAUCUCUCAGAAGAAGAAUCAAUGACUUAUUUGAUAGAAAAAAGAAAUCUCUCUCAAGAAAUGGCCAAAGAUCUUUACAAUCUAUUUGGAGGACGUAUAAAAAGUUUACAAAGUGCAGCAUCAAAACUAGAAAGUGGUGUAUCCUUUCGUACUAUACGUAAAUCAAUUUUACAAGAUAUAGCACGUCGAAUUGAAAAGAUUAGAUGUCGAGUAACUAUUCAAGAACAAACAUUCUUGUUUAAUGUUCUUUGUAUUUUAUUAUAUCAACCUGAAAUAACAAUUGAUGAAUUAAUUGAAAUUGAAAAAGAUGUUACUGUAAGACAAAAAAUUUUAAAUGAACUUCGUGAUGAAACAAUUCUUAUAAGAUCUGUUUCAACAGGUUCAUAUAUAUAUCAUAGCCAAAGUAUAAGAGUAUGCGUUGAAGAAUAUUAUAAAGAUAAAUGUUGA
Molecule: messenger RNA, 1413 nt
Organism: Rotaria sordida
Lineage: Eukaryota; Metazoa; Rotifera; Eurotatoria; Philodinida; Philodinidae
Source: the annotation of a GenBank genome assembly